This is a messenger RNA of Carassius gibelio (silver crucian carp), 4085 nucleotides long. Its product is annotated as cadherin-15-like. The transcript has 14 exons. The record is from RefSeq and is a predicted model, not a curated record. Gene Ontology annotation, molecular function: calcium ion binding; cadherin binding. Bases 160 to 2565 code for a protein of 801 amino acids. NCBI's taxonomy places the organism in Eukaryota, Metazoa, Chordata, Actinopteri, Cypriniformes, Cyprinidae. Gene Ontology annotation, biological process: cell morphogenesis; multicellular organism development; homophilic cell-cell adhesion. Gene Ontology annotation, cellular component: catenin complex; adherens junction; plasma membrane.
GACUGCCCAGACUGAGAGACAAGCAACAACAGCUUCUAGUAGACUGAAGGCGCCUGUGUUCCUGUCUUGUUGCAAAUUUGCUUGGACACUGUUGUACAAGUCUCUAGUGUUUUAUUGUUUGGCCGUGGUUUAUUGAGAACAGUAAGGAUCAAAAACCAGAUGAUGAAGGCGGUGGCGGUCCUGGGUGCACUGCUGGCUGUGGUGUGUCAGGUCAGCAGCAGUGGUCAGGUAACACAGAGCGAUCUGAACCCAGCUGUGCUGCACCCAUGGAGACACAGGAGCUCAGGGCCACAGGUCAGGGUCAAGAGAGACUGGAUCAUUCCACCAAUCCGAGUAUCAGAAAACAGCAAGCAGCUCCCUGAAGAUCUGGUCCAGAUCAAAUCAGACAAGAUCUUCACCGGGGAGGUGAUAUACAUGCUGGAGGGACCCGGGGUUGACCAGGACCCCAAAGGGCUCUUUGAAAUUGAUAAAAAAACAGGAUGGAUCAAGAGCAAAAUGCCACUGGACAGGGAAAAACACAAGAGUUUUAAGCUCAAAGCUUUUGCACUGUCCCCAAGUGGAGAGAGACUGGAAAGUCCCACCACCAUUGAAAUCUACGUUUUAGAUCAGAAUGACCACAGGCCUGAAUUUACCCAGAAGGAGUUCAUCGGCACUAUCCCUGAAUUCUCUGUUCCAGGAACUUCAGUGAUGCAGGUUACAGCGAUAGAUUCUGAUGAUCCAAUGACAGAAAACGCUGCUCUGAGCUACUUCAUUGUUGGACAAGAGAGCAUCCCUCCUAACAGCAUUAACAAGACCAUGUUUGGCAUUAAUAACAAAACUGGAGUCAUCUACACUCGAGAUGUGGGACUAGACAGAGAUGUGGUGCAGUCCUUCAGGCUGACUCUGCAGGUGGCUGACAUGUCUGGAAUGGGCCUAACCUCCACCGGUCGUGCCAUCAUUCACAUCUCUGAUAUUAACAACCAUGCUCCGAAAUUCCACCCUACCGCGUACAACAUGAAUGCAAUGGAGAACAAGUACAUUGCGGAGUUGGGCAGGGUCAAUGCGACAGAUAAGGACCAGAAAGGUGGCGAUAACUGGAGGAUUAAGUACACCAUCGUAAAUCCUUCAGGGCACUUUGCCAUCCGCACAGACCCAGUUUCCAACCAAGGAAUAAUUUCUGUGGUUAAGCCACUAGACUAUGAAUCCCAGGCAGAGUACCAGCUCAUUGUCAAAGCAGAGAAUGAAGUCAGGCUUAAAGCACCAUACGAACAAGUACACAGUGCUACAGUCACUGUCAGAGUGAUGAAUGAAAACGAGGCCCCAGUCUUCCAUAAAAACCCCAUUAAAGUGACUGUUGCAGAGUCCAUUGUUCCCGGGACUGUCCUGGUCUCAGAUAUUGCUCAUGAUCCAGACAAUGCCAAGCUAAGGUUUGAAAUCAUUCAGGAUCCUGAGAACUGGCUUGCUAUUAACCACGGAACUGGACAAAUCACAGCCAGGAGAUCCUUCAAUAUCCGGUCUCCCCACGUCAGGAACAAUAUUUACUCUGCAAUUGUGAAAGUCAUAGAUCAGGAUGCUGGUGGAAUCUCUGCAACAGCUACAGUGGAGGUCAGUCUGUGGGAGACCAAUGAUUACCCACCGGUGCUGAUACCCUUGAGUGGGACUGUGUGCAGUGACAGGGACAGAGAUAAACUGGGCCUUCUGCUUAGCGCUGUGGAUGAGGACAUGUCCCCUCAAGCUGACCCUUUCACUUUUUACAUUGCUGAUCAAAAUGUGGCUGUCAACUGGACCAUCAUAACUCUUAACGAGACUCAUGGGGUUCUCCAGCCACUGAUAGACAUAGAGAAAGGGGAAUUCUCUAUUCCUGUGGUCGUAUCAGACUCUGGCUCUCCUUCACUUUCCUCUAACGCUCUGGUCAACGUGACUGUUUGUCCCUGUGACAGUUUCGGUGACUGCAAGAGCUACUCCGCAGCCAUCUUUGGAACCAAAAUGGGAAUAAGCUUCAUUGCCCUUAUGAUAAUUAUGGGAUGCAUUGUUCUUCUGUUGUUGCUGCUUGUUCUUGCUGUGGCGGUGAAGGGCUGCAGAAGGCAGAACAUUAGAAAAGGAAGAGGUCUGCUGGUCGGAGCAUCUGACGAUGACAUCCGAGACAAUGUCUUUCACUAUGAUGAGCAGGGAGGAGGAGAAGAGGAUGAAGAUGCAUUCAAUAUUGAUUUUCUGAGGAACCCAAGUGACAUGGUCCCUGCCCCAACCUCAUUUUUCCCAAAAGACUGCAGUCUGCCCAGAGGAAAACAACCUCUAAGGAAAGAUGCACCCUAUAACCUGCCUUCUCCUAGAUAUCCACGCAAACCCCCCGGAGACCCCACUGACAUCGAAGAUUUCAUCAAUGUUGGCCUGGAUGCUGCUGACAAUGACCCGAACGUCCCGCCAUACGAUACAGCUCUGAUCUAUGAUUACGAGGGCGAUGGGUCGGUAGCAGGCAGUCUUAGCUCUAUCGCUUCCAUGGGCUCAGACGGUGACCAGGACUAUGACUACCUCAAUGACUGGGGACCACGCUUUAAAAAACUGGCUAACAUGUACGACCCACGUUAGCUACCAGACUGAUUCUCAUACAUGCAUGCCCGUCAAAACUCUCUGCAAACCAAAUGUCCUAUCUUCAAUAUGAGAGUGCUCAUGAUGUAAGGAUGAAAGGGGCAGUUUAUGUUUUUGAUAAUGUAGAUAAAUGGAGGUCUCGGUCUAUUCCCUUGUGAUAUGUUUAAUGGUCAUCAGUGUCAGAGAGACUGCACACACACGGUCUUUUUCCUUUCUCUCAUGGAUCACUGAACUAUUUCAACAUGCUGAUGUGACAGGUGCUUAUUGAGAAAGCACCAACUGGAGGGAAGAAGCAUGUGUUUGUGCAUACUGAUUAGACAUGGUACAAGAGAUGCUUUGUUCAUAAAACAUAUCAUGUUCUUUAGGGAUUAUUUUAGCUGAUGACCAAUGCUGAGUUUCACUGAGCAUGUGGGGUGAACAGGUAGAAUAAUUCACCCUAAACAGAAAAUAGUACUCAUGAAUACUCAUUUACUUAUAUAACGUCACUGUGAGCCCAUAUGACUUUCUUUAAUCUAUCGAACACAGAAGGAUGUUUUAUAUGUCGGUGAACUUCAAAGCUGCUCUUGUUUUAUUUUUUAUAAUAAUAAUAAAAAAAGAAGAUAUUGUCAUAUAUAUGUCAUAAAUCAAGUUGCACAGUGUCAGGACACUGGUUAUAGCAUAUAACUGAUGAAAGUGUAAGCACCAAUGAGAUUAAACUUAGAUUUUUUUUAAAAGCACGUUCAAGUCAAUACAGGUGACUGGAAUGCUAAUGUAUGGUAAUCAAUGGAUAAAAAGAUAGUGAAAAGUAAUUUGUGGCAUGUAAAUAUCCCUCAUGUCUUCCAAAGCUGCCACAUUCUUAUCUGUUCCUCAAAAAACAAAAACAAAAAAAAAUCAUCACAGAGUAUUUGGAACAAGUCAUAUUUUAUGAGUACUUUUGGUUCAUUUAUUUGUCCUUUUUGACAUGAGCUUGGUGACACAUGAUUACUAUGUCCUUUAGUUGAUUGGAAAACAGCAGCACAGAAAUUCUUCAACAUAUAUCCUUGUGUUUCAGUGGAGGAAAGUCAUAUUCCUAAAAAAAAAAAAAAAAGCAUUGUUUAAUAUCUAUUUUUAAGACAGAUUGACCGAUAACCGAUUUUUUUAACUUGAGGUCUUUUGAUCAAUUGUUCUUAUUGCUUUAAUUUUAUACAUCUUGUGUACUAUAUGUGCUUGUAAUACUUUUCUUUGUUUGCCUGCAGUUAACAUCAGUACAUACAUCCAAGACAUUUAAAGAGCCUUAAGAUUUUGAAUAAUUAUAAUUUUCAUAUGCAGCCUAUUAACACAGUUUGCCAAAAUGAUGAUGCUUCAAAUGUAUAUAUUUUUAGCUUUCCAUCAGGAACACAAGUUUUUCCUAAUUACAUAAUGCCUGUAUUAAUUAUUUUGUUAGUUUCAGUUUUUCUCAAUUUUGACCUACAUAGUUUUGUUUUUAUUAUUUAUUUCAUAAGAAAACAAUGUAAAAUUCUGUUAUUAUCUUUCUUUUAGUUAUAAAUAAAAUAUUGGAAUAA